AUGCUGUUCUCCACAGUCACUGCGGCCCUUCUCUGUGUCGCAACUGCCACUGCAGCUGCUCUACCAUUGCCUGGCAAGCCACAAACAUACACUCCCGCGCGGAACCUCAAGACCCUCUCCAAACUCUUUCCCCAGAGUACUCUUACUAGCCCAGACACUCUCGGCCUAGACCUAAAGUACGUUGUCCUCGGUAUCGGCACACAAAACUACACAUGUAGUACGCCCGACGACAGCGUGACUCCUGGUACCACUGGUGCAUACGCUACCCUAUACGAUAUCGGCACGAAGCUCAACGACGACAAGAUGGCCAAAUGGAAGAUUGGCUCCAUUUCGCCUCUUGCACUCUCGCUGAGCGAAUGGGCACCUCAAGUUGUUGACAUGAGCCUCAGGUCGCAGGGCUACGAACAUAUCGCCGGUCAUCACUUCUUCGCCGAUGUGUCAGGAACAAACACGCCAACAUUCGCUUUCGACAAGUUGAGCGCACCCUUCCCCAUGACCCAAGUGGCCAAGAUAGGCAACGUCGAUGCACCAGCACACGCAUGCCCAGGCAAGAAUGGCCUACCUGCUGUUCAGUGGCUGUAUCUCCAGCACAAGGCUGGUAUCACUCAAGGAGGAAUCGACACUGUCUACCGUGUCGAGACUGCUGGUGGUAACAAGCCUGCUACUUGCAAGGGCAUGCCAGCUUCUUGGGAGGUCAAAUACGCUGCGCAAUAUUGGGUCUAUGGUCCAAAGUAG
This is a messenger RNA of Alternaria postmessia, 735 nucleotides long. RefSeq lists its product as uncharacterized. NCBI's taxonomy places the organism in Eukaryota, Fungi, Ascomycota, Dothideomycetes, Pleosporales, Pleosporaceae. Bases 1 to 735 code for a protein of 244 amino acids. The transcript is spliced from 3 exons. The record is from RefSeq and is a predicted model, not a curated record.